GAAACAAAAGAUUUAACACUCCUUAUCUUUUAUGUCAGCCAACAUUCUUUGGUUUCUCUAAGUUUCUCAGCCUCUCGGAUGCACAUACCGAUUUCUCAGCCUCUCUAAGAUUCUUCUUCCUCUCUGUCACCCUUUUGUUCCAUCGUUAUUUUUGUGUCUGUAUCAGCCUCAUCUUUGUUUUUUUUUCUUUCUUGUAAAACGUUCCCAUCUCAAGCUUUCCAUUUUUCCUCUUCUGACCACCACAAAGAUGUUCCGAACAGAAGAUAAUAAUUUCUUGUUGUCGUGUUCUGUUCUGUAUGCCAUCAUUUAAUCAGUUUUCAUUGAUUUUUUUUAAGUUGUUAUUGAUCUGAGUGAAAUGUUGUAGUGCUUUCAUGUUUAUAUAUUUAUAAACCACUUAAUAAAUAUGAUGUUCGUCUAGUUUGUUUGGCUUAUCUGCUGACUCAGUUUUGAUUACUCUUUUGUCUUGCCAAUUUGAUGCAAUCAAAUUCUAAUGAAUACCCUUCAGAUUUAUUUGACAAGUCCAUGGUUUCCUUUGUUGAAACGGAAUCAAGGGCAUUUUUUUCUCCAUUGUACAGAAAAAAUGGGAAGAAGAACAUAUAUGCCUAGGGGAUCAUAUAUAUUUUCUUUGCCGGUUUCCAAACUACUCAACUGAUGUAGGAAAAAUCCAUUCAUUAUUUUUGUUUUUUUCUGGGGAAUUCAUUAUAACAUUGUAGUACUUCUAUCCUUGUUUAAAAUAACUGUAAAACCUUUUUGAUGUUUUUAAAAGAUUGUACUGUUGGAUAUGUUCUGAGAAAAUCAGAAGCACAUAACUCAUGUAUCCCCAUAUAUAUGUAUCUUGGCAACUGUUUUUUAUAUAUGUGGUGGCUAUCACUGAUGUUUGAGUCUUUAAACCUUUACUGGUCUGUGUUUAAUUUUUUUGGGGAGUGAGGUUGGCUCUCAUUGAUGCUUUGAUAUGUUGUGAAUAGUCAUAAGGGUAAUGGAUCGCAAUUCAAAACCUCUACAUAUAUCCACUGUCAACAUGUCAUUUGAUUUUAUUAUCCCUUUUCCUCUUCUGUUUCUUUUUCUACCACUUUUAACUUUCUCUUCUUAAAAUAAUCUUUUCUUAAUCAACAUCAACUACUUUCCAAUCUCAUAUAGUAUUUAGUAGUUUUCGAUUCAAAGCAAGGAACCAAGAGUGUUUCUCCUGAUUUUUCUGGUUCUCAAUUUAGAUUUUUAGAUUAUGCUUUAGUGGCUUCUAUUUGUCAAUUCGCUGCAGGAUCUGGUAAAAAACUAUGAUCAAUAAUAAGGAAGAACAGUGACAAGGGAUAAUGUAUUUGCCUUUAUUUUCAUGUCCGGUGUUAUGGCUUGAAAGGAGAAAGAGUUUAAAAUUGUAACUGAAAGAAAUUGCAUUCGUGAUACUCUUCUAUGCUCGUUUAUUCAGAUUUUAAACCCAAAACCGAAAGCAAGGUUGUUAGUGCAUUGGUUCAUCUUCUAGCCACCACUGUUCGCAAGGAAGCUUUUUUUUUUCUGCAACAGAGUGUUUUCCAGAGUCAGUUUUCUUCCUCCGGUUUUCUUCCCGGUUCAAACCUUCCAGUGCACAUGGAUUUUAGUUGUCUUUGAAGAUAGAUAAUUAGACAAACUACUGCGUGUGGGGGAUUUUGAGGGCAGUUUCAUCUUNUGAACAGCUAUAGAUUGGAAUUCUCCUCCUCUCANUGUCUGGAGGCUUAACAAAUGUCAGCAUCAAGGUAUCUCCUCAGCAAUGGUAUCCUUUUACAGUCCUCAGAUGCCCCUCCAGUCAAAAUCUUCCUUGAAACUCAUCCAGGUGCUUACACAACAUCACGUACUUAUAACAAUGCUUCAGGGCUGUUAUUUUGGGAAAGGCACAUGAAAAGACUUUCAGAAUCUAUACAAGUUCUAUCAAAUUUUGCGCCAUGGCUUCUAUUUAAAUCUNAUCAUCCUGCAGUUUUGUCACCGUCAUCAGCAACCUUGCCAAUAUGGCAACCCACUGUACAGGUGCUUGUUAAUGGUUCUCUAUGCAAAGUCUUGCCGAGUGCUCUAAAAGAAAGGAAAGAUGGUGAGGAGCUGGCCAUUACAACUCUUGUUAGUGGUAAUUUAGAGGAAUUAAAUGCAUGUGAAACUGUUAGCAAGGAAAACAUGAGUAAAAUGCUUGAUGUGCAUGUGCACGUUGAAACUUAUGUUCCUCCUACAUUCGGUAUUUGGGGAAAUGGUGUACAUUUGGCUUUGGUGGGCUAUGGGAGGAAUGUCGCAGCUGCAAAAUAUUCAGAUUGGGUAAGGAUUAGGAAGCCUCUGGAAAAGCUCAGGCCUCCCUCAGUGACAGAACUAUUGCUGUCAAAUGAUGGGGAUCAGAUCCUGGAAGGUUGUGUGACAAAUUUUUUUGUUGUUUGCUGCAAGGUUUUGGAUUCAAAUGAUGGGAAGGCCCUGUGUGAUUCUUUUGAAGUACAAACAGCUCCUCUCACUGAUGGUGUCCUUCCAGGAACAAUACGCCAACUAGUGCUUGAGGUAUGCAGGAGUGAAGGAAUUCCAUUUCGAGAAGUUGNUCCCUCGUGGUCAGAACAUGAAAUCUGGGAGGAAGCAUUCAUCACGAAUAGCUUGAGGCUUUUGCAACAUGUGGAUAGUAUUCAGGUUCCAACAGAAUGGAAAUCAGCCCUUUUCCAUUCUAAAACUUGGAAGGAAAUAUCAUGGACAAAAAAGCAAUUUCAGGGUGGACCAGGGAGGAUCACAACUGUUAUCGAGGAAAAGAUUAUGGAGAAAGCAGUUACGGAAGGAUACCCAAUAAGUAACAUAUAUGCAUGUUGAAAAUCCCACCGAGUUGNUAAUACGAUGGGAUGAAACGGACAAUAGUUGACAUUCUCCUUCUUUAGUAGGCUUGUACAUUGGCUAUUGGCUCAUCAACUACAUGACAAUGUUAUGUAUUGGAACGUGGCCAUUUUGUUGAAUCUGAAGUCUGAACAACUUCAUGAAUCAGUCAGAGAUCGAAUAUAAAGGAACAAAAAUAGAGAAUCCAUCUCUAAUACUGAGGUCUGGCACUAUUUUAUUUUGUCGUCGUACAAUAUUAUCGUCUUGUAUCUGUUUAUGUGGAAAAUGACUUGAACCAAACAAUGUAAUAAAAAAGUCUUCUAAAAAUCUGACUUUUUUGUUUUCAAUUGUUGAAGAAAAUAAAUGGGAAAAGCUAAUCUACUAUGUA
This is a messenger RNA of Vigna radiata var. radiata (mung bean), 3184 nucleotides long. RefSeq lists its product as uncharacterized. Lineage: Eukaryota; Viridiplantae; Streptophyta; Magnoliopsida; Fabales; Fabaceae. The coding region runs from base 1711 to 2796 and encodes 361 amino acids. Gene Ontology annotation, molecular function: catalytic activity. The transcript is spliced from 14 exons. The record is from RefSeq and is a predicted model, not a curated record.